AUGCGGCUUCAACUUCUAAUCUUCCUUCUUGUUACGUUCAAUCUGCACGUCGUAGCUCGCCGUGGUGGCGGCGAUAGCGGCGGCGGCGGCGGCAGCCACGGCGGUUUCGGCGACGGUGAUGGUGGUGAUGAUGAUGGUGAAAGUGAUCCGAGCCAGAGCGACUUUAACAGGACAUGCCAAAGAAAAGCAGACUUUUCAAGUCCCUUGUGGCUACAUCGAUGGAUUGGGACGUACUAUAACGGAACCAUUGACCUGUCCCUUACUGUUAAUGCUUCCAAUACCUCCUGCAGCGACCAAUCCGCCAGAGUCCAUCAAACGUACAACGGUGUCCUAUCCAUUAUUUCGCCCGUAUAUAUAGACAUGACCAACAGCUUGGCACAGGGCUCGAGGCCGCUGAACCCGUUCAUUGUUCUUAUCUACGGAUGGCCUACAAACACCACAGAAGCUGACUUCCUUGACUACCGCCCGGCUCCGAACCACAUCCCCGACGAUGUCAACAUCUAUCUCGAAACCCAUUACGCUUUCAGAGAGUAUGGCAUAACCUACCCAUCAAAGACAGGAAUUGUGAUGAAUUCGCCGAGCUGUGACGUUGGUAACAUCACCAGUACCAACUCAGGCUACGGGUUUACUUGCCAGUACGGCAACCUAUUUGGCUUCGAUGAUGACCAUAGCAGCUUCUUGGUCCCACUGAAAGCGUGCAAUGACUCCGAUCCCGGGGCCGCAUACCCCUUCACAGCGUACAAGGACGAUAACACCCUUCUCCGCGGAGAGUUCGGUCCCGAAUCUGCCGAUUUUAGCUGGGCUGGAGGCUUUCACGGCCGGUUUAGCGGGAGCGGCGAAGGUGUCCGGGACAUAUACUUUAUCGACACUAUCGAUCACAUCGGCAAUUUUACCCUCCGAUUCAAAGGGUCCGUGGAUGCGGAACACAGUCAUCAGAUGGCUGUAAAGAAUGGCGGGAAUGUGUCAUGGGUGGAAGAUGAGGCUAAGCUGGAGGCGAAUACUUUCUGUUCCGUGUCUGUAGCGUUGCGUGCCAAAAUGUGGUUCAUAGGAGCUAUACUGUUUAGUUGGGAAUCCAAGCAUAUGAUGUUUCGCUCGUAA
Molecule: messenger RNA, 1098 nt
Organism: Fusarium vanettenii 77-13-4
Lineage: Eukaryota; Fungi; Ascomycota; Sordariomycetes; Hypocreales; Nectriaceae
Exons: 3
Coding region: 1-1098 (365 amino acids)
Source: RefSeq, a predicted model, not a curated record